Hymenoscyphus albidus is the source of this 2490-nucleotide messenger RNA. NCBI's taxonomy places the organism in Eukaryota, Fungi, Ascomycota, Leotiomycetes, Helotiales, Helotiaceae. The record is from the annotation of a GenBank genome assembly.
AUGCGUCCCAGAAAGCUCUUCUCCCUCAUUUGCCACUUCGUACCUAUCCUCGCUCUCUCAGACGGGUGUCCCAAAAACGAAGUAGCCUGUCUAGACGUCAUGAACUCAAGCCAAUGCAUCGAGCAAUUGAUCCUCGAAGGCUCUGCACCAGUGACCAAAGAAGCGUUGGUGAAAUGCGUCGUGAACGAGGGUAGUGCCUCAGACUUACCUGGGGAGACGAAGGUAAGUUUAGAUGAAGAAUGAAAGGAUCACAGACGGGGGGUUAAGCUGAUGGGCUUAUGAUAGUAUUGCCGAUGUCCGGGAUGUCAUUCAGCGCCGAUUAAUACAAAGAUUUUGGAACUUUUUCCUGCGCACUGUGGGUGAAGAUUGUUGGUGUAAUAAAAUUGGGAGGAGAGAGGUGGGCUGAUGGCAGGUGUCAAGUUGGUGGUGGAUCAGAGGGUUUGUAUGAAAUGAGUAGGGGAAGUGGUCAUUACUCUGCACAUGCCUCUCUUCCAAAAAUAUUAUUUUCAACAGCCUAGUACAACUAAAAUAAUAUUUAAAAGGUCCAAAAUGACCUUCAAAGCUCAACUUUUGUCAGUCUAGACAUGUUAAGACAUCUGUUUUAUUGAUUAGUACUGGUGGAUAUGGGCUUGAGUGUAAGGCAUAUGAUGUUUGCAAGAAGUUUAUUGUGCCCAGAGCAACAAGUAUGAUUCGUUGAAUGCUUAUAAGUAUAUCUACAAACAGCUUGAUAAAAUCCAGUACUCCCAGGGAAUUAUAGAAAGCUUCCCAUCCUGUGUGAGACAAAUAAAAACAUAUCGGUUGGAAAUCAUUCCUCUUCUCAUUUACCUUCACCUUUCCAUGGUAACAAGGCGUAAAUAACCCAAAUACCUUAGAGAAACUACCAAACGCCUUCGCCAGUGUUCAACGAAUUCUUUGGAUCACCAAAAAGCCUUUUGCAACAAUUGAAUCCAGAGGCUAGCUAACAUAAACAAAGCUUUAUUCACCGCCCUUCUGUCGUCAACUACAAGACAAUACGACUCUAUGUACCAACAGUUCCACCACAUGCGCGAUGAGUGAAUAUGCAGUUACAAUCUUGACGCCAAGACAUAUCUGGCUUUCCAGCUCUUUAAAGCUCUGCCCACAGUUCCUGAAACAUAACCCACAACACACAUUUCAAAACUGGUGUCAAACAACCAGCAACCAGCAACCAGCAACCAUGCCUUCCAAGCGGGAUAUCGUCAAGAACAACCCUAUGACAGGCCUCCGAGAUUUCCUCCCUCGUCUCAAAAGCUUCGAACCAUCCAUCCUUACAACGUAUCAGGUGAUACGGAAUUUCUAUUCCAAUCCGUGAUACGGAAUUUCUAUUCCAAUCCCACAGACGUGAAGGUGAGUUCCCAAUCCUUCGCAAAUCCUAGUUACAGUCCUCAAAACUGACUCCUAUAGUUCGCCCACUCAUCUGCGGUCUUCUUAUAGUCCUGCAGAAAGAGGCAGUUGCAGGACUGCUUAGACCGUUCUCCAAUAACGGCACACUAGCCGCUGGACUUCGUCUAUCAAAUGACCAUUUGCAAGCCAGAACGGUCAAUUUGGAACACGCACGUCCUCUUCUGGAGCGGGUCCUGACUUACAAGGCGACUACCAAAGGAUACAGCCUGGAGUUGAAGAUCUGGAACGAUGCUAUUGGUUUAGUGAAUAAGGUGAGUUUGGCAUUCCGCGACCUGAUAUUAGAUGAAUCCUUUUGUUGAUUGAGAACCACAGAUAAACCAGGAGUACGACGAAAACCACCCAAAUGAAAAUCAAGAACCGCUGUUUCCGCGCUUCGGAUCCCUCCCACUUGAACCCAGGAUGAUGGUUUGGAGAUACGCUGCGCUUGAUUCCUGUUUGAUCGCGACAACGAAAAUAUACGUUCAUCAACCGUUUCCUAUGUUUCCUCCUCGAUCUACUUAUCGGUUAUUUGCCUGCAACAUCCCGGCAUUAUUUCUUGUCAACCGAGAGUCGCGUGCCGAGGCUGUAAAAGCCAACCCAGGAUUUGUUUUGAACGGCAGUUUUGGCAUUGACGGAAUGUUGCGCGUGGCUCCAACUCAAGCAAUUAUACAUCUGAAGCCGUCUGUCAUACGCCGGUACACCGACGAUGAUGGAAUGGUAAAGGAUUUCGCAGAUUCAUUGACUGGGAGUGAAAAAGCUAAGAUUGAGAAUAUUGCAAUUGACCUUGACGCCGACCACCAAGGGACGGUAGUAGGUGAACUCAUGGGUUUUCCAAUGUUGGAGAAUGUAGUCGUGGUGUUGAUGCACAAAGGUCUUCGCCCCCGAGGCUUUCGCUCCAAGGACGAACUUGUCAGAGACAUGGAGCAUAAAGUGACACAAACUUUCGGACUCAUCAAGGCUUGGGACACUACUUGGAAUGUACCGAGUUUUCAGGUUUUGUACCUAGGGAAUGAACAUCUCGACGGGAGCUAUGAUCCGGACGAGUCUUCCAAAUUUCUAUCGAAUUAUUGGUCUACCAGAAAGGGAUAG